Strongylus vulgaris is the source of this 387-nucleotide messenger RNA. The record is from the annotation of a GenBank genome assembly. NCBI's taxonomy places the organism in Eukaryota, Metazoa, Nematoda, Chromadorea, Rhabditida, Strongylidae.
AUGUCGCGCGCAAUUACAUUUGUUACGGGAAACGCUGGCAAAUUGGCUGAAAUGACGUCUUCUGGCGGCUAUCCGAAGGUGCAACUGAUCUUCCCUAAGCACUGCACUCUCGAGAAUUUGUCGCUUUUCUCUGGAUUUAAGGCAACGAUUCCACAUCUGCUCAAUCCGCAAGCCAAGGAGAGGUACAAAGUGGUUGAACUUCCGACUGCCGCUCCAACGAAGGGUCAAAAGUUAACAAGUGCAAUUCUAGCAGCAUCUCGGCGGAACAGGGUUUCGCAUGUCAACGAUUCAUCGUCACCAGCGAAAAAUGCAGUAUGCGAACGCAAUUUCUGCUUGGGAUCGCGUCAAACGUUUGGAGGCGGCCGAAAGAAACCCUUGUCUGCGUAA